CUACAUGUUUGUGUAACAUCACGUCGUAAACAAGACAUGUAAUAACAACGUAACUGUUGACUUAACGUGAUUUGUAAUUAUGUUAUCACCGAUACGUACAAGAUAACGGUAGCUCAGUGUCCAAAAGUGUCUUUCAUUUUUAACGUACAUGUUAUUCCGUAUAUGUUAUCACAAUAACGUUAUAAUGGGCGAAAUAAUGGCCGCCUAGAACAAGGAUAGCAUUAUGCGGAGCGACAUCGGUUAAAAAGAGUUCGGUACUGCAUCUUGACAGGUAAACGCGAUUUGACAAACGAUUAUUACGUACGAAAUGGCUAAAAGGUUGAAGAAGACCACGCGGUCUCAAUACGAGGACCUAAUUAAAUUCGUAGAAAGAAACCGAAUUUUAUUAAGGGGCAAGAUGAAGCAAAAUUUCGCUCAUAAAGUGGAUGGACUGUGGCAACAGUUUGCCGCACUGGAAAAUCCUAAGGGAAAUGGCCCGCCGAAGAAUGCCUUCCAAUGGAGAAAGAUUUUUAACGAGUGGAAAGUGAACACGAAGAGGAAAAGUAAAGCGAUUCAGCUAAAGUUGAACGGUUCCGAAUUCUCAUGUAAUAAACAACUGACGGACUUAGAAGAAAAGUUACUGAUUCUGAUUUCUAACUUAGACGCACGCCCCAAUCGCAGUAAGUGCUCGGGAGAUGCUUUAGCGAAUCUUGCGGGAAUUCAGCAGAAAGCGAAUGGAGUUGAAGACAUAGAGCAUAUGGAAGAACUUGCGAUAGACGGAAUUAAAGUCGAAUCUUUGCCCACUGAUGAAGACUAUACUUGUGCUUCCAUUAGCGAUGAUCCUUUUUCUGGCGAGGUCAUCGAGUUGAAGCACGUCGAAGAUGUGCCUAUUGUAGAAACUGCGAGUGAACACAGUCGACUGGAAAUCCCCGCAGAGCCGGAAAUGAUUCCGUUAGAGAUUUUACAGACGGUCCAGACGAUUUGCUCGGAGCCUACCGAUACGAGUCAAAAAACUCACUUGCCGUUUGUCGAAACUAAGGCAACGGCCAUUAGGGACAUGGCAAAUGCAAUAAAAAAAUUGUCGGAUGUGUGCGAACAAGGGUUAGCGCUAAAGCGCGCCAAACUCAAGUUGGAAUACUAUAAGGUGUUUGGGAAGUGUGAGGGAUUUGACGAGUUUUGUAAAUAAUAAAGUUUUUGUUUAAUUUUACAAAGCAUGUAUUGGGACUAACAACGAAACGAGAAGAAAACCACCUUUCUUCACUGAAGUUGGUGACAAAAUAACGUUUUUGUUACAAGACGGUUUGAAGAUCUUUUAGAGACUUUCAAAGAGCUCCCGAUAGUCUUCCACUCUUCUCUC
Molecule: messenger RNA, 1336 nt
Organism: Photinus pyralis (common eastern firefly)
Lineage: Eukaryota; Metazoa; Arthropoda; Insecta; Coleoptera; Lampyridae
Exons: 4
Coding region: 308-1165 (285 amino acids)
Source: RefSeq, a predicted model, not a curated record